AGGAAGAUAGUUCCACGCGCGUAAGAACACACAUUGAUGACACGCGCAUGCAAGUUUCUUCCCUGAAACUGUAACCGAAAGAGUCCAUCGAUUAAUCUUCAGUAUGAAUACAAUGUCCAAAUGACAAGGCAAUGAAUCCUUCAAUCAUUCCUUCAAAUUCAAUCAAGUCGCCACCAAAGUCUCCUUCUUCUUCUUCCACCUCCUGGUUUUCCGGAAUCGUUCGAGGUGGCCGUAACAAGUCGCCCACCUCGAAUAUGUCAGGUAACUCCACCAUAUCCGCCUCCGGCUCCGGAGAUUUUUCCGGUUCCGUAAGCCGUAAAAAUCAACUCCGAGGAGUUCUUUUCAAAUACGGUCCUAAUCCUAUUCAGGUUGCCUUCAAAAGUGGUGAUUUCAAACGUCAAGUUAUUUUUAUUGGUGGAUUAACCGAUGGAUUUCUUGCUACCGCAUAUUUAGAACCUCUAGCAAUUGCUCUGGACCGCGAGAAUUGGUCACUAGUUCAAUUUCUUAUGUCAUCUUCUUACAAUGGAUAUGGCACCUCCAGUUUACAACAAGAUGCUAAGGAUCUGGAUCAGCUGAUUAAUUAUUUAAUUAACAAAGAAGAUUCUGAAGGUGUGGCAUUACUUGGCCAUAGUACUGGUUGUCAGGACAUUGUGAAUUACAUGCGUACAAAUUUUGCUUGCACCCGAGCUGUUCGUGCUGCCAUCUUGCAGGCUCCAGUCAGUGAUAGGGAAUAUCAAUCUACACUCCCUCAAACAGCCACUAUGAUUGACUUGGCUGCUAAAAUGAUAAGUGAAGGCCGAGGUUCAGAAAUAAUGCCCAGGGAAGCAGAUCCUUGUGCCCCAAUUACUGCAUACAGGUAUCACUCCCUUUGUGCAUAUAAUGGUGACGAUGACUUGUUCAGCUCUGACCUGAGUGAUGAUCAAUUGAGGAUGAGACUUGGGCAUAUGUCUAGCACACAUUGCCAGGUUAUAUUUUCAAUGGCUGAUGAGUAUGUGCCAGAUUAUGUUGAUAAGAAAGCACUAGUUGAACGAUUAUGCAGAGCUAUGGGAGGUGCUGAGAAAGUAGAAAUCGAAUAUGGAAAUCACUCCCUUUCCAACAGAGUUGAAGAAGCUGUCAAUGCUAUUAUUGACUUCUUAAAAAGAGAAGGACCCAAGGGCUGGGACGAUCCAUGGAAUUAAUGGAGGUGUCUAGCAAAUUUUGGUUGCUAUUGUAGUUGUUUCCUUUUCGUCAAUAUUUUCAAUCUUUUAUUUUUGUCGUUUUUUUUUCUUCAUUGUUUGGGUUGGUUAUUGCAGCCUUAUUUUUUGUUAAUAUAAUAGUAGAUGCUAAUAUACAUUACCUUAAGGAAAAAAAUUGUUUUUUUCUUUGAA
This is a messenger RNA of Trifolium pratense (red clover), 1367 nucleotides long. RefSeq names its product UPF0613 protein PB24D3.06c. Bases 132 to 1178 code for a protein of 348 amino acids. The transcript has 9 exons. NCBI's taxonomy places the organism in Eukaryota, Viridiplantae, Streptophyta, Magnoliopsida, Fabales, Fabaceae. The record is from RefSeq and is a predicted model, not a curated record.